AAUUCUACGGGUUAUCAGAAAAUUCGAGGAAUAAUCGAGAAUGUUUAUUGGCAUUAGCCUGGCUCAUCGGUGUUCACAACGUUUUGGAAACUGCGAUGCAGCUGAAACUCGCUGGAAGUAUUUUAGGUAGAGCAUGUGUGCAAAGUGAUGAUUCACUGAAACGUGAACACGAAGAGAACAAUGAAAACGAAAAUGUAUCACCCGAUCUGAUCGAUCGAGCUCACUCCAUCGUCCACAAGUGUAUGAUAGUGAACAAUAAUUUAAAGGACAUCAAUGAACUUAUUGUUGAGAAGAUAAAAUCAACUAGCAAAUUGCAUAUAGCGUCUUCCAACAGCUGCGGACUCCCACAUCUGAAUGUACCGGAAAUGAGCAUCAUUAAACAAUUUGUGACGCAUGAGAAUAAAUAUUCUGAGCACAACGAAAAGAAUCUUGUUGAUUUACAGCGAUUAGCAGUUAUGAUUGAGACACAUUCCCUGUGGAAGAGAAGCGAAGACAUUUUCUUUGAUUGGAUGUUACAUGAGUUUACUCAGUGA
Molecule: messenger RNA, 533 nt
Organism: Fopius arisanus
Lineage: Eukaryota; Metazoa; Arthropoda; Insecta; Hymenoptera; Braconidae
Exons: 3
Coding region: 96-533 (145 amino acids)
Source: RefSeq, a predicted model, not a curated record